UUUUAAAAAGACAAACAGUACUAGUGAUAAUCCAGUGAUGGAUAUAGAAGAAGACCAGAAUUCAGAAGAAUGUAGUGGUGAAGAAAAUGAGCCUCUAGUUCUAAGGGGACGUCAAGUAGCUGUCAGAAGUGGGAGAGGACGUCAGGUAGCAGUUAGAAGUGGUAGGGGACAUCAGGUAGCUAUCAGGAGUAGGGGACGCCCUCCGAAAUAUCGCGGUACUCAGGGUAGAGUUGGACGUCCUCCAAAAUAUCCCAAGCGCACAGAUAGAGGGGGACAUCAGGUGUCAGCUGACAGGAGUGAAGGUCGUCCAAGUGAAAGCCAUGUACAUGUACCUCCUGCGCAGAGUUUCAAAACAAACUAUAAAAUUGCAAAGCUCAUUAAUGAUUCUGAACCAAGUAAUAUUGAUCCUGUUAGACUAGCCAUUGAAACCAUCAUCCAAAUAUGGGAAGGAAGAAUGGUUGAAUGGUAUCCAAAGAGUCUUGAGCUACUGGUAUUUGUGCAUCAAUCGUAUCCAAACGUACAACCAAUGAAAGUCAAGAAGCUAGUGUCGAACCUAAAAAUGAAGAUUGGAGUGAUGCUGUUUUUGGAAGGCAAUAACGAUGAGUACACCCAGUUUGUAGCUAAUAAUUUUCCAGGAGAAGCCAAUAAAAGAAUAAGGGAGAAAUUGCUAUCUAUUCAUUGUUUCACUGACGCUUCUGAGCUAGUGUUCAGUGAAGAGGCAGAGAAAGAAUUAAUGGACACUCGUAUUAGUCUAAUCAGAUACCUUGCUAGAGUGACAAAUGAAAUUAUCAGUGCAUUACAUUAACUUUAUUUAUUUUUAAAGAGAAUCUUAUCAGUCACUUUUUGGAUGAAUAUAAAAA
This is a messenger RNA of Amphimedon queenslandica, 860 nucleotides long. RefSeq lists its product as uncharacterized. The transcript is spliced from 5 exons. The record is from RefSeq and is a predicted model, not a curated record. The coding region runs from base 38 to 805 and encodes 255 amino acids. Lineage: Eukaryota; Metazoa; Porifera; Demospongiae; Haplosclerida; Niphatidae.